GGUGAUUGCUGAUUAGCAUUACACCCAAUUCGAUUUGCUUGAAGAGAAAUAUCUUUCUUGCGUAGUCAAUAUGGGUCGGGUGAAAUUGGAGAUCAAGAGAAUCGAGAACACAACGAACCGACAAGUUACGUUCUCAAAACGUAGAAAUGGUUUGAUUAAGAAAGCUUAUGAAUUAUCGAUUCUCUGUGACAUUGACAUUGCUCUUAUCAUGUUCUCUCCUUCCGAUCGUCUUAGCCUCUUUUCUGGCAAAACUCGGAUCGAAGACGUUUUCGCAAGGUUUAUUAAUCUUCCUAACCAAGAACGAGAGAAUGCAGUCUUUCCGGACCAGGGUAGACGCCCGGAUAUUCAAAGCAAAGAGUAUCUACUGAGGAUUUUGCAGCAACUCAAGACCGAAAAUGACAUCGCUCUUCAAAUUACAAGCCCGGCAGCCAUUAAGUCCGACGUCGAGGAACUUGAGCAAGAAGUCUGUAGGUUACAACAACAACUCCAAAUGGCAGAAGAAGAACUAAGGAGAUACGAACCGGAUCCAGUAAGAUUCACUAGCAUGGAGGAUUAUGAUGUUUGUGAGAAGCAACUUGUCGACACGUUAACACAUGUUGUCCAACGACGAGAGAAUCUCUUAAGCGGCCAUUUACCUACAUACGAAGCAUCUACUAUGCAACAAAGCAUUGUAGGUCCUUUCUUAAACGGAGUCGUAGAAGGUUGGUUGCCUGAAAAUGGACCCAACCAAACCCAUUUAUUUGAUCCAUCGGCCCAUUCUAAUCAACUCAGAGAAUUGUCAUCGGCUAUGUAUGAACCAUUGUUGCAAGGGAGUAGCUCAAGUUCUAACCAAAACAAUAUGAGCGAAUGCCACGUGACAAAUAAUAACGGUGAAAUGUUCACCGAGUGGGCUCAAGCGUACUCAUCCUCGGCGUUAUUCGCUUCUAUCAACCAGCAUGGGAAUGUGGGACCUAAUAUGGAGGAGAUGAUGCCAGUUCAACAAGGUGAAAUCCCGGCAGUGACGACGGAGGCACAACAAGCUGAGCAUGAAGUCGCCGCUGAAUAUAAGACAAAAGUUCCUCAGCUCAGUAGCCAAUAAUGUCAAAACAUGAUUCCAAUGAAUUAUUUAUUUACGUAUACCGAUUUAUUUUGUUUUAUUAUUUGUUCGACCUUUUUUACAAGAGACGUUGAUGAAAACACAAAUCGUGUGCUUUGUAAACCAUUUUUUGUCAGUAAAAAAUAACUUUAGUGUUGUAAAAAAAAAAAGUAAGGAUCUGAUGUUAUUCUUCUUUCUUUAUAUAUAUAUAUCGGUUGAUCGGUGGAGAGAGGGAUAUAAGAUGCUGACUUUUAUAAUAUAUGUAUUAAGUAAGAGAGAGUCAAAGGAUGAG
Messenger RNA from Brassica oleracea var. oleracea, 1367 nucleotides. Its product is annotated as agamous-like MADS-box protein AGL13. The record is from RefSeq and is a predicted model, not a curated record. Gene Ontology annotation, biological process: positive regulation of transcription by RNA polymerase II. Lineage: Eukaryota; Viridiplantae; Streptophyta; Magnoliopsida; Brassicales; Brassicaceae. The transcript is spliced from 10 exons. Gene Ontology annotation, molecular function: protein dimerization activity; RNA polymerase II cis-regulatory region sequence-specific DNA binding; DNA-binding transcription factor activity, RNA polymerase II-specific. The coding region runs from base 71 to 1078 and encodes 335 amino acids.